Fusarium keratoplasticum is the source of this 1260-nucleotide messenger RNA. RefSeq lists its product as uncharacterized. The record is from RefSeq and is a predicted model, not a curated record. Bases 1 to 1260 code for a protein of 419 amino acids. Lineage: Eukaryota; Fungi; Ascomycota; Sordariomycetes; Hypocreales; Nectriaceae. The transcript has a single exon.
AUGAUUGAACCGCAAGAGUUGGACCUUGAGUGUGUUUACAAGGCAUUCAAGAAGUUUGCCAGCUCAGCCCCCUCAAGAUGCCUGACCCUGGACUAUGGUGGCGCUGAGAGGUUCAUGGGAAAAUAUUGGAAAUUCGAUCCAGGUGAGAGGCAUUAUCUGGUCACACCCUCCACGGACCAGGCCCUCAGAACGUGGUACGCUGAACUGCAGAACCAACCCCCAGGAAUGGAUGGGAAAAUUCGGGUGGUUAAACGUCUACCAAGUUUAAGGGAUGAUCCAUUCGUCAAGUUGCCUCCCGAGCUCGUCUUGCUCACCACGGAGCACAUGACCAUGGCUGAUAUCUGUCAGUGGAGGGGAGCAUCGAGGAGGACGGCUCUUCUCCCUUUGGAGAACAAGGAUUGGAGGGACAGGCUGAUCCGGGAUAUGCCUUGGAUGUUUGACGUGCCCUAUCCCGAGAUUUCUGAGUCGCCCGUGGACUGGGAGGCGUUCUACAAGACACUUCACUUGGCUUCGUUCAGCCGGGGUGAUUACAUGAGUCCAGCCCUUAUCAACAGGAAGCGGGUAUGGCAAGUAUGUUCGCCACUUGUCAAGGCUUUCCACGAGGAAAAGGCCAUCCGGAAUAAGGAAGAAGGGGAAAUACCCGAAACUAUGAUCGACGCGGUAGUCGACACGGGGCCCAAGCCAAACUACAAGACUUGCCGAGACCUUCUUUUCCUUCGCAAGUUCGGCGACUUGGACUCUGUGCACCCCAAAAUUGUGGUUGAAUGGACCAGGAACUUGGAGUUCAAGGCCAUCAAAGUUGGAAACUGUGGCUUUGUGUACAAGAAAAGCAUGGGCCUCGACCUCGAAAACCAAGUGUUUUUUCCCGAAGACGGUUGGCUUGCGGGCAUAUCGAUACGAAUCUACCACGAUGAGCCGGAUGAAGAUGAGGAAGACGACAUAAUCCCGGCUCAAACAUUAAUUACCGGGAUAUUCUUUCCCUUCAGCCUACCUCCUGUUGGUGGUCAUGCCGACUUUGGAGACCCGGAAUGUCACGCCACGCAUCUUCUCGCACCCCGAACGGGGCAUUUCAUUGUUGGCCUCAAGGUGUACGACGACGAGCAAGACAGGGUCAUGGGGAUUGAACUCAUCCAGCAGCCGUUGGCAAAGUUAAGGCGGCCGAGCCGGAGGGCAAUGGUUGAUAUGGUUUCUGCGGAGGUAUGGGAUGCUGAGGAUACAAAGGAGAAGUUUUGGAUUGGUGUUGAUGAAGAUUUUUUUUGA